UUCGUCAAAGUGUCCUUUGAACUUAAAAGGUCUCGUGAGUCAUGUGGAAAAAUGGCUACUGUUGAUCAAGUAAAGUCAAGGACCAAACUAUACUACUAGGCUAGAAGCGCUCUUAUUAAAGUAACCAGAAGGCAAGACAAAGCAUCAAGUCAUCUAACUGUAGAGUUGUAUCUGUAGCGUGGACAAUCGCGAAGCUUCUAUGAUGAUCCACUAAGCUUGACCAUGAAUAAUUCACUCACGUUCAAUACUAACGAAAUAGCAGAAAGUAUUAAAGGCAGAAAGCCUCCCUACAAUUGCCCGGCAUGUCAAAAGACCUAUCGAAGUGCUACCGGACUGCUAUACCACAUUGGGCAAAUUGGACCCCCAAUUAGUAAUCCUCGCUGUCUCCUUGGUGAAGACUCCCCUCAUCCUAGCCCUGCCUCAAGGUCUUGUCCUGGAUCCCCUGCACCUGGGGGAACACCUGCCACUGCUCGACGACGAGUUCCGAAACGAGAGCUAACAUGGGCGGAGGCUCAACGCUUGGUGGAAGUUGAAUUUGAAAAUUCUUACAGACGUGUUGAAAUCGACAAAGAACUUGAUAUGAGCCUGCAUAGUGAGGAUGAAGGGGAAGGCUCGUGUAAUAAAGGACGCUCUUCGAAUACUCGUACUCACCAUCCUGCACACAAAAGAGGGAGGGGCUCGAAAGGGGAAACCCCUAACCGUUCAUCAAAGGCAAAGAACAAGGGAAAGCGAAAAUCAAAGUUAAAAACACCUGGAAAAGGAAACGAUGGUAUCAUCCCCCUCCCUAAAGUUGAAGUUUCCAUAUUGGACGACGCAGACUCACAAGAUGCACUUAGUAGAGAAUCCUCGUAUUUUCGAUUUGUUGCUCAAACGACCGAAGAUCUAGACGAGAUGAUCGAGUAUGAUAUCGAUGAGGAAGAUAGUCGCUGGCUAUCCCUACUUAACGAAGAACGACGCACUCAAGGUCAUACUGUGGUGCCCCAAGAGGUGUUUGAGCUCAUCAUGGAUCGAUUGGAGAAGGAAUGCUGUUUCGAGAGUCACUCGCUGCAAGGUGGAGCCGAACCCUUCAAGAACAUGUACAAUAUCGACGAGAACGCUGUUUGUUGUAUCUGUAACGAUGGUGAGUGCCAUAAUACCAACGCUAUUCUUUUCUGUGACAUGUGUAAUCUAGCGGUGCAUCAGGAGUGCUACGGUGUUCCCUACAUCCCCGAGGGCCAAUGGCUGUGUAGGAGAUGUUUGCAGUCACCCUCAAGAUCCGUAGAUUGUGCUCUGUGCCCAAACAAAGGUGGAGGUUUCAAGCAGACCAUUGACGGACGGUGGGCACAUGUCAUCUGUGCUAUUUGGAUCCCCGAAGUCCAAUUCUCAAAUCCAGUGUUUUUGGAACCGAUUGAUGGCAUCAACGAUAUCCCUUCUGCUCGCUGGAAACUCACUUGUUACAUCUGUCGAAAUCGAAUGGGUGCAAGCAUACAAUGUGCCAAAGCCAACUGCUAUGUUGCCUUCCAUGUCACCUGUGCUCAACACGCCUCCCUCCACAUGAAGGUUGCCAUGGGUAAGAACGGAGAGAUCGUUAAGACGGCAUACUGCGACACCCACACACCUCCGGCUGUCAAAAAGAAAAUGGAGAAGGCGAAAUUGGAGAGGGGAGAGAACGACUCAUCCAGUUCCAGUGAAAGUGAACAGGUGGAUGGGGCGACAGUAGAACCAACCGAGGGGGAGGAGGUCAAGAUCAAGGAGAGCAAGGCCAUCAAGAAGGCUCGUAAGAAAAUGGCAGAGCGGAGAAAUUCCAUGGCCCCCAUUGUCAACAUUCCCUACAUCCCUCAGCACAGACUGGACCGUAUUGUGAGCCACAUCAACCUGCACAAGAAGUCGCAGUUCAUCCCCCGGCUAGUGAGCUACUGGAAGCUGAAGAGACAAUCUCGCAAUGGAGUGCCCCUCCUGAGAAGACUCCAGGCCAACAACAAGGGACAGAGGACCUCCACUGUGAACUUGACUGACGAGGAACUUGAGGUGAUCAGUGAGCAGCUCACUCUCUGGAAGAACCUCCGCCAUGAUCUGGAGCGGGCCAGGAUGCUUGUGGAACUCGUGAGGAAGAGAGAGAAACUCAAGAGAGAACAGCUGAGAUACUUGUACAUGAUCAAUGACCUCCAACUGCGACCCCUCGCCAUGGUGAUGAAGAGGAUACUGGAUCGACUGGGGAGGAAGGACCCGGCAGACAUUUUUGGCGAACCCGUCUCUUCGGAGGAGGUACCAGAUUACCUGGACGUGAUCAAACACCCGAUGGACUUCAGUACUAUGAGGAAGAAGGUUGAGAACAACCAGUACUCUAGUCUGGAUAGUUUUGAGGAGGACUUCUACCAUGUCUGGCACAAUGCCACUAUCUACAACCAGGCUGAAACCAUCUACUACAAGGCGGCUUUACGAAUCAGAGAUGCAGGCUCGGUGAUCCUACAGCAGGCUAGAGAGCAGCUGGCCAGUGCUGGAGUGAGCUCUGUGACUGGCCUGCACGAGCCUGAGGUACAAGAGCCCCCUCCCCUCACCCCCAACACCCUCGCACGAUCCUCCAGUAACGAGCACAUAAACCUCCUAGAUGAACACGACAUUGGUGAGCCUGGCUCUAGUGGUGGUGGGGGUGGUUUUCGGCCUCGGAACUUCAGCACAACGAGCCUCUCAAUGGAUGAGCAGGUGGAGAUACUUCAGGAGCAGUUGGAGCUGGCUCAGGCACAGUACACGGGAACCACCAAGAGGUCACGCGUUAAGAAUCUUAAGAGAGAGCUGGUCUCGGUGAGGAGGCAGCAAAAGAACCAGCUAAAAAAGGCUAGAAACUCAGACACUGAUGAGCCUCCCAAUUCUCCGAAAAGGCGUCGUGCUCCAAGCAUUCCUCGCAAUGCCGAGGAACUAGCCAGUCACCUCAUUCACGGUAGUCUACGUAUGACAGCCAGUCGACAGCAAAUCCUCUCUCACUCCGGAAUCAAACUCGAAGAGAGGGCCAACGCGCUUCAGGAGGAAGAGAGAGAAAAGGAAAGGCUGAAAGAGACGAUUGAGACACAACAUAAUGAUGUGUUUGUCCAGUCUAAAGGUGUGAUCGUAUCCUCUGACGGAGAAGAUGAUUCCAACACUGGAGAGAGUAGUAGCGAUUACGAAUCAGAGUCGGAUUCUAAAUCAAACGUUGUGCCUCGAAAACGAACGAGAUCGGCCGGUUCAUCUUCUAAACGGCCAAUGCAGUCGAGAGCUCUUAUCAAGAAGAGCACAUCUGAUUCUCGUGUGGCUGAGUUGAUCCCGGAGCAGUCUCACAAACGAACGAGAGCUCCUACUAACAGACAAAACGGUUCAAGUCAAUCUCGAUCAAAGCUUUCUGACGGAAUCUGGGGCAGCGAAUCUCAACCAGAAGAUGUACAUGUAAGUGGCUCUCGACACUCUAAACGAAGACAGCGACUGAACAGCAGUGGUGCCUAUGCCACAAGUACCUCUGAAGUGGAACCGGAAUCAACUGUGAAUGGAUUCAAUACGUUCCCUCCACUGUCUUCAUUCCAUACUACGACGAUACCCAAACUAAAUCCAGCGAGACACAUCCCGUCGAUGCCCUCCAUAACAAGAACUAGAAGGCAGAGUAACUCCUCAUCGCAGUACGAGAUGGGUGGUGAGGACUACAGUAGUGAACACUUGUCUGACAGCCAUCACAUCCCCAGUGCUAGUAGCCUGGAGGACCUCACUGCAACUGAUGUCCUACACAAGAGAAAAUUGCUCAAGAAGGCUGGUAAGAAAAGGAAAAGUGGCUACAGGAGUGAGAGUGAGAAGAAGAAAAAGAGGAGACUAACCUCAGAGUCAUCUGAUGCUGCUAGUCUGGGUGGAGAGCUGAUGACUGCUCGCCCGGUGAACGGUCUGGUCGUAAAUGGAGAGCAGCAGAAUGAGAUCAAGCCUCUGGAUCUAGUCUGGGCCAAGUGUAGGGGUUACCCCUCCUAUCCUGCUCUGGUGAUUGACCCAGACAUUCCUAAGAAAGGACUGACUAUCAGCGGUGAGAAGAUACAGGCUCCCUCUAACGAGGUGUUGCAGUUGAGAGGGGCCAACCCGACUUCCACCUACCUUGUCCGCUUCUUCGAUGGGAGGCGCACUUGGCAAUGGCUACCUCCUGAAAAGAUAGAGCCACUGGGAGUGAGUGAAGCCUCUGACCACAGCAAGAUGGCGCUCAGUGGGAGCAGUAAGCGCUCUGUCAAGGAGGCCUUCAACAGAGCCAUCAAGUAUCAGCAACGAGUCUCCAGGCAACAAGUGAUUCAAGAAUCAAACAAUGACUCCAGUGCAGAUGUAUGUAUUCAGCAACAGAAACUCUAAAUAAACCUCCCCUUUAGAUUGACCCUUUUUUCAUACUUAUGAUACUCACACCCACUCACCCACUCACUCACUCACUACCAUCAUUUCAGUUCAUGUAUUAUACUGUACCACAUGAUUUCUAUACAUUCCUUGUUUACUGUCACUGCUACGAGCACACAUUUCUCUCAUGCAGUCUCAAUAUUUUGAACUCAGUGUAAGAAUAUCUAUAUACUCUAUGAUUCCUACUAAUACAUAUCUGAUCAAUUAUAGCAUUUCCAUAUGAUUAUCUAAACUCUUAAUUGAAAAAAAUUGCUCAUUAUUAUUUUUUCAAGAAGUGAUAUAUACGUGUAGUCAACAAA
Molecule: messenger RNA, 4664 nt
Organism: Halichondria panicea
Lineage: Eukaryota; Metazoa; Porifera; Demospongiae; Suberitida; Halichondriidae
Product: bromodomain and PHD finger-containing protein 3-like
Exons: 10
Coding region: 223-4326 (1367 amino acids)
Biological process (GO): regulation of transcription by RNA polymerase II
Cellular component (GO): MOZ/MORF histone acetyltransferase complex
Molecular function (GO): protein binding
Source: RefSeq, a predicted model, not a curated record